AUGUCAUACCCUUCAAUCAUAACGCAAGAAGGCGCGGUAGAGAGGAAUGUCGAACCUAUAAUAGAAGCUCUUUCACCUCUUUUAGAUGGGAUCGAUAAUGGUCAUAUUAUGGAACUUGGUUCUGGAUCAUAUAAACAUAUAGAAGCUUUUGCCAAGAAAUGGGAGAAUGUGCGUUGGUGGGGUACUGUAAGGAAUGAAAUUGAACAAGAAAUAGCAGGUGACAGAUUGGAGAAAGAAAAUGUGAGAUUAAACAAUUUACAUGAACCUAGGAUAGUUGACAUCUCAAAUCAACGUCAUUGGGAUGAGAUUUACAUUGCUGUCAGACAUGGAGUAGCCAAACAAUUCAGUGGAUUCAUCAUGAUAAAUCUAAUACAUUGUUGUCCUAUUGAUUAUUCGGAAAAAGUUUUCAAGAGUUUAUCACCUAGAUCUACAUUGGAUCCAAAGAUAUUGAACCCUUCAAAAGGCUGGAUAGUAGCCUAUGGACCUUGGUUGAAUGAUGAUGGAAGUUAUAAAUCUGACCAAGAUGAGAAGUUCGAUAGAGAAUAUAUAAAAUCUAAAUCACCUCUCCUAGGUCUGAGAUCAAUAAAAUCCAUCUCUGAUAUAGCAUCAAAAUGGGGUUUCGUAGAAGAACAAAGGAAACAAUUACCAAAAGGUAAUAUGUUUGCAGUAUGGCGUGUCAAGUCUCCAUAG
Molecule: messenger RNA, 690 nt
Organism: Kwoniella shivajii
Lineage: Eukaryota; Fungi; Basidiomycota; Tremellomycetes; Tremellales; Cryptococcaceae
Exons: 5
Coding region: 1-690 (229 amino acids)
Source: RefSeq, a predicted model, not a curated record